Capsicum annuum is the source of this 984-nucleotide messenger RNA. RefSeq names its product LRR receptor-like serine/threonine-protein kinase SIK1. The record is from RefSeq and is a predicted model, not a curated record. Lineage: Eukaryota; Viridiplantae; Streptophyta; Magnoliopsida; Solanales; Solanaceae. Bases 1 to 984 code for a protein of 327 amino acids. Gene Ontology annotation, molecular function: protein binding. The transcript is spliced from 2 exons.
AUGUGGUUAAAGAAAGUUUUCCUUAUAUUUGCUACUCUAUUUUACCGUUUUUUGCUCGUUGGUGGUUGCUAUGAAGGAGAAAGAGCAGCUCUAAUGAGAUUCAAAUCCUUCAUGACUGAUCCAUCUAGUCGGUUAUCGUCAUGGAAGGGCGAUAACUGUUGCAAUUGGAAAGGAAUCAAGUGCUCGAGUUCAGGUCAUGUUGUACUUUUAAAUCUCCGGAAUCCUCAUCCGGAUGAAGUCAUGAUCAAUGUCAAUAAGGAAGUUGUUUCAAGUUCUAAAAACACGUCUGAUUUUGCCCUUAAAGAUAUGCGCUCUAACAUUCUAACAUCCACGAUCCCUGAUAUGUUAUCGAACCUCACAACCCUCUCAGCUCUUGAUUUUAGUGCCAACGAUUUAGACAGUCAUAUCCCUUACCUUCCUCAACUCAAAGAACUUUAUGUUUCUGGCAAUCCUGCGAUGACCGUAAAUCUUGUUUCAAUGUUUUCAGCCUCAUGGUCAAAGUUGAAAUUUCUCGACAUAAGUUUCACUCAUGUAGGCGGAACGCUUCCUCCUUCUUUAACAAAUUUAACUUCGUUAACUUUUUUCCAAUCUGAUGGAUGCUUGAGGUCUAUACCUUCUUCAGUUACAAAACUUACGAAAUUAAGAAGGCUGAUGCUCAAUGACAACAACAUCACAGGCCAGCUUCCUGUAUCGAUGUCCAGUUUGAUAAGCCUUCAAUACUUAUCUCUGAUCCAGAAUGGUUUACGAGGGUAUAUUCCUACUUCGAUUUGUCAAAUCCUCUCACUGGAGUACCUAAAUGUAGAAUGGAACGAGCUAACAGGAAGCGUUCCCUCGUGCAUACUUCAGCUUCCUAAGUUUUCGUAUCUUUCUGUUCAGACUAAUAACCUGAAUGGUAAUAUACCACUGUCUUUGAUCCAGAAGUCUAAAUUGGAUAUGAUUUCUUUAGGAAUUAACGGAUUGUCAGUGGAAAACGAUGUUCAGUAA